AUGGGAGUCGUACCAAAUUCCUGGAAAGGAGUUUGUCAACUUGGGGAUGAUUUCAACUCUUCAACUUGUAACAGGAAGAUCAUCGGUGCCCGGUACUACCUCAAGGGCUUCGAAGCAGAAUACGGCCCGGUGAACCGAAUGUUUGAAUCCCGUUCAGCCCGCGACAUGUUAGCACACGGGAGUUUGACGUCAUCCAUAGUUGUCGGGCGUCAGGUCGACAACGUCUCGUCGCCCUAUGGGUUCGCCCGAGGAACUGCCACUGGCGGGGCCCCCCUCAUCCGACUCGCCAUCUACAAGGUUAUAUGGAAGAUCGGUGAAUACGACACUGUAAUCGUGCCAGCGGAUAGCCUCGCCGCCGUCGACGACGCCAUCCACAUCCUGAGCAUAUCGUACGGAUACUCGAAUCACCCCACGCCGCUCAAUCAGGACCUCGUCUCGGUCGUCGCCCUCUAUGCAGCCAAGGCGAACGUUGUCGUGGCGGCCAGCGCGGGGAAUGAUGGUCCCAAGCCGGCCACCGCGAUUAACACUGCCCCGUGGCUGAUCACCAUGGGGUCAAGCAUCAUUGAUGGGAAGUUUUCGUCGGACAUUGUGCUCGGGACUGGGUUGACUGUCUCGGAAAUAGUGAAGCCGAUGGGAACCCUUUUGUUGUACGCCGCUGUUAUUCCGGCCACUAAAAUCACGCCAACUAAGACAGUUUUAGGCGCCAAACCAGCGCCUAUAGCGAAUGAUUUCUCCAGCAGAGGUCCCAAUGCAGCCACGCCCUUUAUUCUCAAGCCCGAUAUCACGGCUUCAGGGUAUUAUAUAUUAGGAGCAUGGUCAGGAGCAUCUCGUAAGUAUGGUGAUGUCAAAUAUGGCUUUUUGUCGGGCACUUCAAUGUCUUGCCCGCAUGUAGCCGGCGCAAUGGCACUUCUCAAGGCCGUGCACCGGGAUUGGAGCAGCGCCGCCCUACGAUCUGCCCUCAUGACAACCGCGGGACAGCUAAACAACGAGGGUAACCCCAUCACUACUGAUUACAACGACACGACCACCCCAUUCAUGAUCGGGUCGGGUUAUUUCAACCCGACAAAAGCAGUCGACCCGGGACUCGUCUACGAUGCUUCAUUCAACGACUAUCAUCUCUUCCUAUGCAGCAUUGGGAUUCACAAUCUUAGCUCUACAAAGUGCCUGGACAAUCCACCGCCUCCAUAUAAUUUGAACUACCCAUCACUGGCCAUACCCGACUUAAAAGGCACGGUUACCGUCGUUAGGACAGUCACGAAUGUGGGGUGUGGUAAGGGAGUCUAUUAUUUUUCCAAAGUCCAAUCUCCAAAGGGUAUUUUGGUAAAUAUACAGCCGCCCGUGCUCAAAUUUGACCGAGCCGGUGAGAAGAAAAGUUUCACCAUCACCGUAAAAACAGACAGUGCAUUUUCUGGGACUAUUGGGAAAGGCGAGUAUUUGUUCGGAGGCGAAUACGCAGCUCCAGGAGUGAAUAUAUUGGCAGCAUGGAGCGAAGCAAUUUCUCCGACACGUAUGCCCGAAGAUCGUCGGAUUGUUAAGUAUAAUAUAAAGUCUGGCACAUCAAUGUUGUGUCCACAUGUCACCGGGGCAUUGGCUCUGCUCAAGGCCGUGCACCCCAAUUGGAGUAGCGCCGCUUUAAGAUCUGCACUCAUGACCACUAGUAUAUAUUAA
This is a messenger RNA of Striga asiatica, 1668 nucleotides long. Lineage: Eukaryota; Viridiplantae; Streptophyta; Magnoliopsida; Lamiales; Orobanchaceae. The record is from the annotation of a GenBank genome assembly.